GGUGGGAUAUUGUUUUAUUUUAACAAGUGUGAAACUUUCAAUUAAUGAAGAAUUUGAAAUUGCUUUUUUGCAGGCUGGAAUGACCCACCAAAAAAUGUAAAAUCAACUGGAAAUUUAAAAAUAAAUUUAAAUAAACGAGUGGCAUUUCCAUUGACUUCAGCUCCACCUAAACCAGAUGGGCAAUCAAAUCCGUCCCAGUUGCUACCACCUAAGCCUCCUACAUCAGACAGUCAGUCUUCAAUUCCGACUGCAACUGACGAUGAAUCAUCAUCUACUAAAGAUUUGAAAUCACAAAAAGAAAAUGUACUUAGUGCUUUUAAGAAUAGUGCAAAAGUCUUGGCACCAAGUGUUUCCUCGAAAAUUGAUAGUUUAGAUAAGGAUUGGGAUGAAUGUGAUGAUGAAGUUCUUCAAUCUUUAAUCGAACUUUCAAAUCAUAUAAAAGCUAAAGAUUCUAUAAAAGCUAUGGCAACGCAAAGGAAAAUCGUCAUGAAAGGAAUCAAUAAACCUUGGAUCCUCGCAAUUAGACAAAUUAUUAUGAAAAUGGAAAAUGUUGAAACAUCUUCCGAUAUUGCAACUGAUGCUUUAGAUCCCAUCACAUAGCACAGCUUCUUACAAACGAGAUAUCUGAAAAUCUUGAAAAAAUAAAUAUUAAAAUUUAAAACAAAAAUAACGAACUUUUCAAUUUCAAAUUUCUUCUUCUUCAAUCCUGUAUUCUAAAG
Clunio marinus is the source of this 719-nucleotide messenger RNA. The record is from the annotation of a GenBank genome assembly. NCBI's taxonomy places the organism in Eukaryota, Metazoa, Arthropoda, Insecta, Diptera, Chironomidae.